GUCGAUUUCGACUCACGAGGCCGUCGUCGCCCUCCACACUUCGAGCUGGAUGAUGGUCAAGAUCGCCAAAGAGCUCAUCAGCAGCAGCAUCGUGGUGAAUGUGUUCAGGACGCUCAAGAGGUAUCAGGUGUCCCACUCCUCUUCGGCUUUCAAGAACAUAUCACAUGCUUUCAAGUUUUUUUAUGUGGCUUUCAGUCAUGGAUCACCGAUUCUCCUUUCAAUAUGCAAACAAGAUAUGCUGGGCCAUUCAAUUAUGGUAACCUCGGCGACUCUCCACAAACCUAUUAUAAACAAGCCAGACGUCGCACACCCUCAAAGAUUGUAGGUGCAACUAAGGAACGCUCUGACUACGACAAGAGCAUAUCUAAAAAUCGUUUUCAUGCCAAUAGUUCAAAUGAAAAAACAGAACAAAACUCUCAAACUAACCCGGAAGAAAUGCCUUCUACUCGCAAGUACCAGAGUUUAGUUCUUUCCAAUGCCAGGGGAGAGCGCCUGGCAGUCCGUGAUCCAGCUAAGGAAAUAUUUGGAUACCUCCAACUUCGCCAGGAUGGACAUUUGACCUCUCCCAUCACCGAAGUUGACUCAAAAGUGCACAAUCCUCAACAAAUUGUAUUUGGAAAAGAGUCUAAUGGAGACAACGAUUAUGAAGAUAUGCAACACUUUGAUGAAGUUGCACAAAAUCUGGGUCCUAGCCUCAAGGCCAAAACUUUAGUUUUCCACCCGCCAACUUAUGGAAUAGUCAAAUACGAGGAGCAACGCCAGCCGAAGUCGCCUUUUGAUAAAGUUCGCGCAUUAGUUGCAAGAAAUCGCGCAAGGGAACAUCAAAGCCUUCUUGCAGAAGGCCUGAAAAACGACAGGGGAUCACCACCUUUAAUAGAGGAUCAUAGCAUUUUUAAGAAUCCGUUUGAUUUGAUACGCAAGAAAUUACAACAUAUGCCUGCAAUCCAACCGGAAGAAGCAAUGAAGUCCAUCAGAAGAAGGCGUUCAAAAAGUCGCCAACAAAUGGUGCAAAGGGUUCUUUUGGCCGAUCAAUCGCUACAAAAAAAACCAAGGGAAUAUUAUUGGUCCUGGCAAUAGAGGAAUCAAAAGAAGAAACGGGAAACGUUUUUUACUAGUUUGUCAAAUGUAAUAUAAACAUAGUUGUUUUUGUUUUCCAUAUUUCAACAUAUCACGAAGUGGAAAAAAGGCCCCGGAACGGUUCAA
Messenger RNA from Tigriopus californicus, 1203 nucleotides. RefSeq lists its product as uncharacterized. The transcript is spliced from 5 exons. NCBI's taxonomy places the organism in Eukaryota, Metazoa, Arthropoda, Copepoda, Harpacticoida, Harpacticidae. The record is from RefSeq and is a predicted model, not a curated record. The coding region runs from base 223 to 1077 and encodes 284 amino acids.